UUUUGGGAAAUUUUUGCGCCGUUUUGGCCUUGCGCCUUUAUGGACGUGUCCCUGAUUUUUGGUUUUCGAUUUUCUCGUUCUUUCCGAUUUUUGAUAUUUUAGAGGAUUUAAAUGUAUUUUUAUUAAAUUUUUAUUAUUUUUAUUAAAUGUAUUUUUAUUCGACAUUUUAAUAAUUGUCUAGAAAUUCUUUUAAAAAGUUGACAAAUUUUUUUCUAUUAAAAUAUUGUUAUUUUUAUCAAAAUGCUUUCAUUUCGAGUUAUUCAGUCAAUUUCAAGGCGUUGUUUAUCCACUUGUUUGCCUUUUUCUUCAACAAAUUUAAAUCCAAAAUUUAAAGAAGCUUUUGUUGAUAAAAAUGAUGACAACAAUUUUGUAAUAAAAUUAGACAAUAAUUAUUUAAAAAGUCCUGCUGGGAAUGUUCUUUUAAUUAAAUCUGAACUUUUGGCUUUAUUAAUUUCAAAUGAAUGGAAUUUAAAAAAUAAAAAAGGUUUUGGAAGUAUGCAUUUUACAGCUCUAGACAAUCCUCAUGGAGAAACUAGUGAUUCUGUGAUAGAAAAAUUGAUUGGUUAUUUAGACACAGACACUUUACUUUAUUUUUCCAAUUGCCAAACAUCAUUAUUUGAUCAACAACAAAAACAUUGGUUGCCAAUAAUUAAUUGGAUAAAUUUUAAAUUAAAAUUAAAUUUACAACAAACAACAGAAUUUUUUGAGCCUCCAAAAAUUUCAAAAAAUUGCAAACAAAAUUUAAAACAAUUUUUGUCUUUUUAUAAAUUUCCUUCACUUUGUGCAAUUAAUUAUGGAUGUGAAUCUCUAAAAAGUUUAAUUUUAACAAUUUCGGCAAUUGAAAAUUAUUUGAGUAUUGAAGAAGCUGUAAAUGCUUCUAAUUUGGAAAAAAUAUUUCAAAGCAAAGUUUGGGGAAGUUUUGAAUGGCAUCAUGAAGUUGAACGAUUGGAAGUCUGUUCGAGAAUAUCUGCGGCUAUUUUGUUUGUUUAUUUGAAUUCUAAUUGA
Meloidogyne enterolobii is the source of this 1005-nucleotide messenger RNA. NCBI's taxonomy places the organism in Eukaryota, Metazoa, Nematoda, Chromadorea, Rhabditida, Meloidogynidae. The record is from the annotation of a GenBank genome assembly.